ACUUCAUUAAAUGUGAAGUUUGGGAUAUCCAGCUAAUGUCCUUAGGUAUCUAAGAUAUGAGAUAUUAUGGAAGUGUCAUCGAAUGACCUUCUAAGAAAGCCGGCGAUGUUCUAAACCGUGAACGGCGGACUUCUAGCUCGUCAUCGUCUAGAGAUGUACUAAAUGGACUAAACCAGAACCCAUCGAAUACGUUUUGAUGACGGCAAUCUAUGUCACUCUAUGAUGGGUAUACCAAUUAAUGCGACUAAUAUCAGCUGAACGACCGCGAUACUUGGCAUUACCAUCAUCAUGGCCAGUUUCUCCGAGGAAACCAAGCUUACAAAAUCGAGAUCGUAUCGUGCAUCCGGACUUCACCAAUGCAGCGACAACUGCUACGACUAACUCCGUUAAGGGGUUUGGCAGCCCGGUCAGUGCCUACUUCGGUAGCUCGUUCAACUCUAUGGCGAUCGUACUCCGCUACAGCCAAAACCGACAUUCAGCCAGGCAGUAUUUCGGAAGCCAUCCACCAGGAUCACCGACAAAUCGAGAAGUACUACGACAAGAUCAUCAAUUCGAGUGACCAUGACGCUCAGCGCCGAUACCAAAACGCUUUCGUGUGGGAGCUCGCCAGACAUACCAUAGCCGAGGAAUUGGUCGUGUAUCCUUCGAUAGAAACGGGGCUCAAUGAUGGUAAAGAGAUGGCAGAGAAGGAUCGUGCGGAGCAUCAGAUAGCUAAAGAACAGCUCUACAUAUUCCAGAAUCUUGAACCCGGAGACAGACAUUUCAUCCCCACCUUGGAAGCUUUGAUGACAGACCUAAAGAUGCAUAUCAGAGAAGAAGAAGAGCAUGACCUCGUCAAGCUUGAGGAGGCCCUGCUUCCAUCAAGAUCGAGGAAUCUAGCCGACCAGUUCGAGAUGACGAAGGCCUUCACACCGACCCGCAGUCAUCCGGGUGCCCCAAAUAAGCCUCCGUUUGAGACAGCGGUGGGGCUCCUGACAGCGCCACUGGACAAGAUCCGCGAUAUCUUCCGUUCUUGGCCUGAGGAAUACAGCGCGAGACCGCCUUCCGGUGGCCCCGCGAGAUGAAAAAGCACGGCGGCGUAAGUGGCUGUCGAAGCACCAAUCAGCAGCACGAAGUGCUUGGCAAGCUUCUCAAGUGUAUGCUACCUAAAAAUAUGCAGUCCUGAUUCAAUAAGUCCGCAUUCUUUGGAUCUAGCAGAGACAAUUCUGCAUCGCGUGGGUCGUGUCUCCAGCCCUACACGUAGUACGUCAAAUUAAAGCUGUCAUAUACAUCGUCUCAC
Annulohypoxylon maeteangense is the source of this 1279-nucleotide messenger RNA. RefSeq lists its product as uncharacterized. The coding region runs from base 357 to 1064 and encodes 235 amino acids. The transcript has 2 exons. The record is from RefSeq and is a predicted model, not a curated record. Lineage: Eukaryota; Fungi; Ascomycota; Sordariomycetes; Xylariales; Hypoxylaceae.